Messenger RNA from Nicotiana attenuata, 1554 nucleotides. RefSeq names its product ATP-dependent DNA helicase pif1-like. The coding region runs from base 1 to 1554 and encodes 517 amino acids. The transcript has 3 exons. Gene Ontology annotation, molecular function: DNA helicase activity. The record is from RefSeq and is a predicted model, not a curated record. Gene Ontology annotation, biological process: telomere maintenance; DNA repair. Lineage: Eukaryota; Viridiplantae; Streptophyta; Magnoliopsida; Solanales; Solanaceae.
AUGGAAGCAAGUAAUUGGGGAACGGCAUCAUAUCUUAGGCAACUAUUUGCUAUGCUACUUUUAUCAAAUUCAAUGUCACGUCCAGCAAUUGUUUGGCAAGCAACAUGGCAUUUACUAUCAGAAGAUAUCCUUCAUGAAGAAAGAAGAAUAUUGGAUCACCCAGAAGCUGAGCUAACAGAUGAAGAAUUGAAAAGUCGUUGUUUGCAAAAGCUUGAAAGUUUUUUGAAAGGUUGUGGAAGAAGUUUUCAGGAUUUUCCAACAAUGCCAAGGCCUGUUUAUAAUACGGAAGAAGUUGACAACAGUAAUAGAUUAAUACGGGAUGAAUUGCGUUAUAAUAAACGCGCUUUGGCAGAGGAACAUCAAGAAUUAGUAAAGAAUUUGACAGAUGAGCAAAGAUCAGUUUAUGAAAAAAUAAUAAGAGAUGUGAAUGAAGACAAAGGUGGAUUUUUCUUUUUAUAUGGUUUUGGAGGAACGGGCAAGACUUUCAUUUGGAGAACUCUAUCUUCUGCCAUAAGAUCUAGAGGAGAUAUUGUGUUAACUAUUGCAUCUAGCGGGAUUGCAUCUUUGUUGUUACCAGGUGGUCGAACAACUCAUUCAAGAUUUGUGAUUCCUCUGAAUGUAACUGAAGAUUCAACAUGUAAUAUCAAGCAAGGUACUCCUUUAGCUAAUUUAAUUAUUAAGGCAAAGCUGAUUAUUAGGGAUGAGGUACCCAUGAUGCAUAGAUAUUGUUUUGAAGCUCUUGAUAAAACUUUAAGAGAUAUUCUUAGGUUUAAAGAUCCAUCCAAUUUACACCUACCAUUUGGAGGUAAAAUAAUUGUUCUUGGUGGUGACUUCAGACAAAUAUUACCUAUCAUUCCAAAAGGUAGUAGACAAGAUAUUGUUAAUGCUUCUCUCAAUUCUUCUUAUUUGUGGCCUCACUGUCAACUCUUAAAGUUAACAAAGAAUAUGAGAUUGCAAGGUAAUGAAAUAGGGAGACAUGUAGAUGAGUUGAGAGUUUUUUCAAAUUGGAUAUUGGCAAUUGGCGAUGGUAUAGUUGAGAGUACAUAUCCAGAUUUUAACAGCCGCUGCAAUGAUAUAGGAUACCUCCAGCAAAGAGCCAUUCUUACUCCAACUCUUGAUAUGGUGGAAUCAAUCAACGAAUAUAUGAUUUCUCUUGAUCAAAGUUCUGAGAAAUCAUAUUUGAGUUCUGAUACAAUCUGCAGCUCUGACAAUACUUAUUCAGCACUGGAACAUGUACACACUCCUGAAUUCUUAAAUACAAUUAAAUGUUCUGGAGUUCCAAAUCAUGCCCUUACUCUAAAGGUUGGUAUUCCAGUAAUGUUAUUAAGAAAUAUUGAUCGGUCAGCAGGAAUAUGUAAUGGAACAAGGUUGAUCAUAACUAAACUUGGAAAUCAAGUUAUUGAAGCCAAGGUGUUACCGGGACAGAUGGCCGGACAGAAAGUGUUUAUUCCAAGAAUGACAUUGACUCCAUCUGAUGCUAGAAUUCCAUUUAAGUUCCAGCGAAGACAAUUUUCAAUCAUUGUUUCUUUUGCCAUGACAAUCAACAAAAGUUAA